UUGUUCUUAUUUGCGGUUCUGUUUCAUGGUACAAUCUCAAAACGUUGUCGUCGUCAUCGCAGCAACAGCAGCAGCGUGAAGCAAAGUGCAAUGUUCCCGAACCUAGAAGAAACACCGACAACUUUUGGGCACUGGUGGAAGACUCACUGACUAGCGUUGGAUCGUCUGUCUACAUUUGUGAGGUAAAGAAACAGCAUCAACGAGGUUUUUCGUCGACAUCGUCGUCAUCAUCGCGUUUUUUGGAGCUUCUUCCUUAACGUGGAGUCAAAAAAGGAAGAGAGGUUUAAAGCUCCACAAUUUCCCCGCUGCUGUGACUCAUUUUGGCUGUAGCCCCAAGGAAGUGUUUCCUGGAAAAAAGGAGUAAACUACUAUGAUACUGAACCAUCAAAUGGAAGAACAGAUCUAUCGAACAUGGCAUUGAAAACGGCAAUGCGCAGUUAUCCUUACAUAGGUUGACUGAAAAGCGGUAAGCGUGUAGAGCUCCGACAGAUUUUACCAAGUGAACUUUCUCUUACUGUCAAAGUCGGAGAAUCUCGUGUUUCGAAAAACCUUGGAUUUUACACUGAGUUGACAGGAUGCAAAAACGUACCAGUUCGCACAAAUGAUCCUUCUUGUUUUACCAAUCUAGUGACCUAGUCACAUUGCCAAUCAUGAAAGGGCCAAAUUCGUUGGCUUUGUUUACGCUGCUAGCAAUGUUCCAUCAAGUGUCAGCCGACAUCGAUUUGCAGCCGGCGCUGGUCCGAAUCCAGCCGCGAUGGAACGAGAAGAUCACCUCGGAAGAGGAACGUAUCGAUUUGAGGACCUGUGCGGGCGCCGUGGUUGGGCAUCGGCACAUUCUGACCACAGCCUCCUGUUUGUUUCCGGAUGCGAACAAAAAGAUGUUCCGGGUGCUGCCUUUCUGUGGAAAUAAGGGUCAGGACGUGGCCGAGCUGAUCGUUCAUCAAAAUUACGCCCCCAAGGAUGAAUACCAGUCGAUGGGGAAUUUGGCGGUGUUGGUGGUGAAGAACGAUUUUUCUCUACUGACCUGUCCAAUGUACGAUCUGGCGAAACCAACCGAGAAGCUUGCGAACAGAAGUUUCUUCCUCGAUAGUAAUGGAACACUGCAACAGAUAAGGCUGUUGAAGACUGAUCUCGAACCAGACAAUGAGCUGGACAUUCCGACCGAUAAGGCAGUGAUCAUGACCGAGUGCGAAAUCGAAGUCGGGAAUCCGGUGUUGCACGAACGAUCCGAUGGAGAAUGGUUCCUGGGGGCACUGAUGGGCUUCAUUCCGGAACAGUGCGGACCGACAAGUUUGUCCCCGCAGUUGACCUUGUUAAACGUGCACUAUUUGUGGAUUCGGGGAGUGGUCGAAAAACCGGUGUCCCAGGAAAUGCCAACGAUGGUCGUUUUCAACAUGCUGAAGCUGAUGACCGUCGUCGGAUCACUGAGUGGGAUUUCCUUUGCAUUCUGCUGUGUCAUGUAUUUGGUAGCCGACUAACUAAUAAAUUACCGUGUGUGGUAUUCGAAUCCUGA
This is a messenger RNA of Uranotaenia lowii, 1513 nucleotides long. RefSeq lists its product as uncharacterized. Lineage: Eukaryota; Metazoa; Arthropoda; Insecta; Diptera; Culicidae. The record is from RefSeq and is a predicted model, not a curated record. The transcript has 6 exons. Bases 651 to 1478 code for a protein of 275 amino acids.